This is a messenger RNA of Anopheles funestus (African malaria mosquito), 2081 nucleotides long. RefSeq lists its product as uncharacterized. NCBI's taxonomy places the organism in Eukaryota, Metazoa, Arthropoda, Insecta, Diptera, Culicidae. Bases 993 to 2066 code for a protein of 357 amino acids. The record is from RefSeq and is a predicted model, not a curated record. The transcript is spliced from 2 exons.
CGCACUAAAUGACAAAAAUAUAUGUUUUAGGUCACCUACCACGUUGAGCGAUAUUGGCGGAACUGUGUGCGGAACCGGAAUGAAUGCUAUGUUUCCCUCAUUUACCGGAAGCAAUCGCAAAUUUCGGUGCGAUUUGAUACUGUACACCUGUGCUUGUAUCGUUUGCAUGAGGGGAUUGAACCGAAAGUCGCUGAGACUGCCAGGCUGACCGAUCUAGUGCUGAACCGUGUCGGAGGCCGCUACGACAAUACGCGUAUUGUACAUUCGUUACACUCAUUUUGUAACCCAAAGCGGUUACACGAGUCUUAUUUUUGUUUUCGUUGUUGUUCGAUAUUCUUUUCGCUUAACAACACCAACGCAAGCUGAAAGAGUGUGUUUUAAGGAAGAAAAAUAAAUGCUCGAUCAUGUUCUUCCGUGCAGCAAAAAAAAAGCCAAAAUAAAAUAGCAAACAACGGAGAAAAAAAGGCACACCAAGGAACCGACUUUGCAGAAGCCGGUUAGAGAAGAACCGUUCAGGCGUGGCGGUCUUGAAAUGUUGCUUUUACACGCGUAGAAAAGUGGCGAUUUUGUGUUUCUUGCUGUCUCUCCCCCACAAUCCGGGUAGCAUCGGAUUUGAAUGUGAUUUGGUUAGGCUUUUUUUUCCUUGGUACCGGGAGGGGGAUUGACAUUUUUGUUCAUCGUUUCGUCUUCAUCUUGUCUUUGCGUUUAAGACGGUUUUGGGGCGGAAUUUCCAACACACAUCAAAGAACGGUUCCGAACGGUGGAACGAAUAAUCAAUGGAUGUCGUGGCGUGAACGCACCAUAAGGAACGGGAAGAACCUCCAGAAGAGAAUAUAGGCGCGACGGGGGGUUUUGGGAUCACUUCCUUUCGCGCACUGGCUAUAUUUAAGGCCAGCGGCUAACGAUGCUCGCGGUCAGUGGCGUACGAGUGUUCGCGUGAUUGGUGAAGCCCGGUUUUGUGUGAAGUGAUUCGAAAACAAACAAAAAACAACAUGGUUGCUAGAAGCUGGAAGUGUCUGUGCUUGCUGCAAAUGGUUCUUGCGGUGACGGUACUCGGUCUGUGCCGGGUAACGAGUGCUUAUCCGUACGCGGAUGAUUUCCCCUAUCAAGUGCAUGGACACCCGGUAGCCGUGUCGGGUAGCUCCGGUGUGAAGAAACUGCACGCUGGUACCGCGAAGGGUGCAAGCGGUGAAGGGGGCAGUGAUGCGCGGGACCACCGUAAGGAGCACGCGUACGACGAAGCGGGCAGUAUCGGGUCGGCAUCCGACGCCGUACGCUACCAUCAACUCGACAAUCAACUGGACGGCCAUCGGGUGCUGGAUGCGAGCAAGGGCAGCACGGUGGACAAGGUGAAACAUUUGGCGGGUGAAAACUUUGAGGCGGACAAAUCGCACAACCGGAAGCAUAUUAAGUCGGGGUUUAGCAACUCGUACCAUAAGGACGAGAGCGGUAGCAAGAGUUCAUAUUAUGAAGAUUCGGACGAUCACGGUGGUAAGCAGGUGUUCGACAAUCGGCACAAUAUGCGCAACGACUACGCGGACAAACUGUACAGUCAGGAUCGGCGCAAUGACUAUCUGCGGGAUCAUUACGAUGAUCGUGCGUCCGGUAGUGACCUGAUGGGUGCUCACAACUACCGACGUAUGGGUGCACUCGAUCGAGGUAACACUUACGGACAUCGUGACGGAUACGCACACAAUGAUCACAAUGAUCAGCAUUACGGUACGACGGCCUACGGAGGUUACGAUUACUAUCAACCGGGUGCCAACUAUCACCACUACGAUGAUCUGUACCGUCGACGAUCGUACUACAAUCCGAGACCAUCGUUUGCCACCGCACCGUUGCAACCGGCACCGAUCACGAUUUACGAAGACCCACGUGACUACGCACCGUACCCGGUGGCACCCUAUCCGGUGCGCGAGGUACGCGAUGGUUCGUCCGUGCUUAGUAGAGACGACGACUAUCGCCAACAGCCGAACGGAUCGUUCGGUCAGCGGCGACGCCUCAUCUACAGACCCAGUCCGGCACCAGCACCAAUACCAAUGCCGCACGAAUACGGACGUUACUGAAGGAUUUGAAGGAUG